AUGAUAACAAUGAAUAGUUCACAAUUAAAUUUAUUUAAUCAUCAAAUAAGUGCAUAUAAAUAUCUUAUACGUAAUCAACCUAUACCAGAACAACAUCUUAUUGUUAUAAAACGGCAUCAACAACAAUAUUAUUCAUCUAAACAAUUAUCAAAUUCUUCUUCAUCAUCUCUAAAUGAUUCAUCUCGUUAUAAAUCUUCACCUAUAAAUGGUAAUAUACCAUCACGUUAUUAUCCACCAAUGCCAAUAAAUUAUCAAAAUCAAUCUGUACCACCAAUUCCAUCAAUACCUGAUAAUGUAACAAAUACAAAUUAUUCAUCAUCAACACGUAUAAAUAAUCAUCGUUUAACAGCAAUAACAAAACCUAUUGGUAUUGAUGUACAAGAAGUUCAUAAUGAACGUGAUAAUCGUAUACAAAGUAAUAUUUUAAUACGUAUAAAUGAAUUAGAAAAACUUUUACAAAUUAUAACACAAGAUAAUUAUCGUACACGUAUAAUGAUUGAAUUAAAAGCAUUAAAAUUAUUAAAUUUUCAAAGACAAUUACGUUCAGAAAUUGUAACAUGUAUGCGUUUAGAUACAAAUCUUGAAACAGGUACAAAUCCACGGUUAUAUAAACGUCCAAAACAAUUUGGUUUACGUGAAGCACGUACAACUGAAAAAUUAGAAAAACAACAAAAAGCUGAAAUUGAUCGUAAACGUCGACAAAAACAUCAAGAAUAUUUAACAGCUAUUCUAACAGUUGCACGUGAAUUUAAAGAAUAUCAUAAAACAAUACAAUUAAAAACAAAUAAAUUAGCACGUUCAAUUGUAUCAUGGCAUCAAAAUACUGAACGUGAACAAAAAAAAGAACAAGAAAAACGUGAACGUGAACGUAUGCGCCGUUUAAUGAAUGAAGAUGAAGAUGGUUAUAGAAAAUUAAUUGAUGAAAAAAAAGAUAAACGUUUAGCUUAUUUAUUAUCACAAACAGGAGCAUAA
This is a messenger RNA of Rotaria sp. Silwood2, 972 nucleotides long. Lineage: Eukaryota; Metazoa; Rotifera; Eurotatoria; Philodinida; Philodinidae. The record is from the annotation of a GenBank genome assembly.